Molecule: messenger RNA, 2218 nt
Organism: Vitrella brassicaformis
Lineage: Eukaryota; Vitrellaceae
Source: the annotation of a GenBank genome assembly
GACUUGAGCAACACCACAGAUCUCGUCCACACAUGUACGGCUGACUGCAGAUGAAGCUGAGCUGUGGCCAUCCUGAACACCGGGAGAUGCGACGGCCACACAUCUCCCUCUCCUCUUUGGUAUGGAGCAUCCUGCAUCUCAUCAUCUGGCUAUUGGCGCGUCCAGCGGCCUCGGUGAAGCAUCGGACUCUGCUGAAGGCGGCGAUGCCAGCAGCUUCUCGCAAGGGCUUUGGUGCGACGAGGCAAGAUGCUCUGUUCGAGAGGUUUCUCAGAAGCAGGAGGAAGGGCGAUGAGUUGCCGCAAGGGACGGCUGGCAUCAGAAGAAGUCGGCAAUCCCGCCUCGACGAGAGAGUGUUCCCGUGCAAGCCAUCAAGACGGAUCUCUGCGUGGCGGCGCCGACGACCACUCGCGACGGUUCCCACUCCCGCAAGCAACCCUGCGGAGGUCGCUGCAAUUCGGUCAGCCAAGAGCGGCAAGAGCCUGCGUCGGCGAGCCCAGUUCCUGUGGCUCAAGUCCAUCAUCGCAGGGGGGCUCAGCUCGGGCAUCGUGACGAUCUGCCUGCACCCCCUGGAGACGGUGAAGGUGCUGCUUCAGAAGGAGGCCAAGGGGCAGAGCAUGCGGGAGGUCUUCUACUUUCUCGCCACACAUGGAGGCGAGAAGACGGAGCCCCGGACGAGGGAUGUCCUGCAGGGGCUCUACAGCGGCAGCGUCACUUCGGCACUCAGCGCCAUGCCCAGCGCGGCCAUCAAGAUGGGGUCUUACGAGCUCUGCAGGCUGGCUGGCGCGCCUGCAUGGUUCGCCGCCAGCUUUGGCAUGGUGGUCUCGGCCAGUGCAAGAGCGCCCUUCGAGCUCGCAAAGACCCGACUGCAGGUGAAUGGAUGAGUAAGAGACCACACUCAUAGCCUCAACACCACCCCUCUCUGUCUGAGUGUAUCUAUCUAUCAGGCUGGCCUCAACACCAACACGUGGUCAGCGUGCCGCGACCUCCUCCGCAGCCAGGGCAUCGGGGGCCUCUAUCGCGGCAACCUCGCCACAAUCAUCCGCGACCUGCCCUACUUCGCCAUCUCGGUGUCGGUGUACGAGUACCUGAAAAGGCAGAUCGCCGAGAGGCGGGCCCGCUCCAAGGGGAGGCAGCUGGGCGGGAGCCUCAAGGUGCGGCUGCGGAUCCCCGACCCAGCCAGCCCCCCAGACGGCAGUGACGACGAGAUUUUUGAGUACCCCAUCAAGGUCUCCUACUCGGCAAACUCGCUGAUAGGGAGGCCGCCAGUGGAGCCGGAAAGGGUGAGGGCGAGAAAUGACACCAAGCGGCCGACAGAAGACGAAAAAGCGUCUUCGAAGGCUGCUGCGGGUGAUGACGAGAACCACGGUGUGUUUGGGUGGUGGCGGUGGGGUCACAAGGAGGUGACUUACGAGUACCAGGUGCCGCCACCUCAGAACCUACUCGAGGGCCUGCUCGUCAUUGCAGCGGGGGCCGCAUCAUCAGCCUUCGCUGGUGAGAAUGACACGGCACACACAGACCACACAGGACAGCGGCAGAGAGCGUGGUGUGCUGUUGUGCUGCGCUGUGUGUGUGUGUGCAGGCGCGUUGUCGACCCCUGCAGACGUGGUCAAGACGCGUGUACAGACGAGCUUCAGGGGCACGCCGGGUUCCAGCGUCGGUGUGGGGACGGCCUUUAGGCUGAUCCUGAGGAAGGAGGGGCUGGCGGCCAUGUACAGAGGGGCCGCACAGGUGCUUGCCUACACACACACAUUCAUGACAUCAUGACAUCAAUCCUCUCUGCUGCUGUGCCUGUAUGUGUAUGUGUGUCAUGCAGCGAGCUAUGUAUUUGGGCAUAUUGGGUGCCCUCUACUACCCCCUGUAUGACCUACUGAUGAGUUAUAUGAGUUGGGAGCGCAUGACGCGGUCGAUGGCCGCCAUGCGGGAGAUCUCACGAUGGGUCACUUUGAGGCCGCCCCUGAGAAGAACCACAGCCGACGCGGUCCCGCCGGCCGCCUUCUGCUGUCCUCCCCCCUUGCUGCCAAGACGGAUAGGAGACUUAGAGCAGCAGUCUGGUGCAUCAGUCAGAUCUUUAUUGAGGACGCGUGAUGGCUUCAUGAGGAGGGAUACGGAUGCGUUGUGGUGAUGAUCUUGAUGUCCGAUUGACGCAUGCAGCAUUGGCAAGUCAAGCAUGGCAUGGAUCGAAGCGCUAGCCUGAAAGUCAGUCCUACGUGUAAUUAAU